CUGGACGUGGCAUCUGAGGACGCACCUGUUUGGUGUGGAUACACAGUAUAGACCGGCCAUACUGAGUACCUUCUGUUUUUAUAGGUUUUUAUUAUUAGUUAUAUUUCCUAUCAAGUGAGAUCCUUAUACAACAUGGGACUCACGAUUUCCUCGCUGUUUUCCAAACUCUUCGGAAAGAAACAGAUGCGAAUACUUAUGGUUGGUUUGGAUGCUGCUGGAAAAACUACUAUUCUGUACAAACUAAAGCUUGGGGAGAUUGUAACCACCAUUCCAACUAUUGGUUUUAAUGUGGAAACUGUUGAAUAUAAGAACAUUUGCUUCACUGUAUGGGAUGUUGGUGGCCAGGACAAAAUCAGACCUUUGUGGAGGCACUACUUCCAGAACACACAGGGCCUUAUAUUUGUGGUGGAUAGCAAUGACAGAGAGAGAAUAGCAGAAUCUGCAGAGGAAUUGUCUAAAAUGUUACAGGAGGAUGAUCUCAGAGAUGCAGUGCUGCUUGUAUUUGCUAACAAACAGGACUUGCCCAAUGCUAUGGCAGUGAGUGACUUGACAGACAAAUUGGGUCUACACAGCCUCCGGAGCCGAACUUGGCAUGUUCAGGCCACAUGUGCUACUCAAGGCACAGGUCUGUAUGAGGGACUGGACUGGUUAUCCAAUGAACUGUCAAAGCGCUAAAUUGUGAAGAAGACCAGGUUGGGAAGGACCAGAAGACAAGCAGUUGAAAGAGAGUGAAAGGAUAGAAGACAGAGAUGUGCCAGACAAGCAUUUAUCUUGAGGGAAACUCACUGGUGUCGUAUUUGUUGGGUAGUACUUGAAUGAACUUUGAAAUCAGUUCCUGUUCUGAAAUGUUUUCGCCACAUUUCUUCCUCAUUUUCCUCAAACCGGCACUCUGUACACAUUUUUUUUUUUUUUUAUUCCACUACAAUUCUCUAUAGUACAAGGUUUUGAGUUGCAUGUUCUAAGACUAUGAAACACACAAUUAUUUGGUGUUUGUGAGAAUUAAUGAUGUAUUUUAGGGGUGUGGGUUCAUUUGGACAUUAAUAGGAAGAAAGGUUUUUCUCCUUUAGUGCAAGUAAUUCCAUAAAGCAACCUCUGAAGACAAGUUCCAUUCCAUAAGUAUAUGAUGGACCUUCUGUCACUGUAAGGGCCUUUGAUGCAAUAAAGAUACUUUUUAAACUGCAA
Molecule: messenger RNA, 1182 nt
Organism: Electrophorus electricus (electric eel)
Lineage: Eukaryota; Metazoa; Chordata; Actinopteri; Gymnotiformes; Gymnotidae
Product: ADP-ribosylation factor 4-like
Molecular function (GO): GTP binding; GTPase activity
Source: RefSeq, a predicted model, not a curated record